Trichosurus vulpecula (common brushtail) is the source of this 989-nucleotide messenger RNA. It is a transcript of the gene DAB1, whose product is annotated as DAB adaptor protein 1. The record is from RefSeq and is a predicted model, not a curated record. NCBI's taxonomy places the organism in Eukaryota, Metazoa, Chordata, Mammalia, Diprotodontia, Phalangeridae. Gene Ontology annotation, biological process: ventral spinal cord development; lateral motor column neuron migration. The coding region runs from base 210 to 989 and encodes 259 amino acids. The transcript is spliced from 10 exons.
UGAGCAAGACAUGGUGGCUGCCGUUGAGAAUUAGACCUUUGUGACCCAGAGACAUUUCCACGCGUCACAAAGCACUCUAGUGGAGUGAGUGAGAUGUGCUGUCGGUGGGCAUAGUAUCUGAAGGGAGAAGCCGUUCUCUGGGAGAGGAAUUCUCAAUGAGCCUGCCCAAGACACUGGAUCUGUGUGAAGAGGACUAAGGAUAUAAUAGGAUGUCAACGGAGACAGACCUGCAAGUGGCUGUUAAAUCCAGCACCAAGAGAGACUCCAGAAAGAAAGGUCAGGAUCGCAGUGAAGCCACUUUGAUAAAGAGAUUCAAGGGUGAAGGCGUCCGGUACAAGGCCAAGCUGAUCGGCAUUGAUGAAGUUUCUGCCGCACGGGGAGACAAGUUAUGUCAAGAUUCCAUGAUGAAGCUCAAGGGAGUUGUCGCUGGAGCCCGUUCCAAAGGAGAACACAAACAGAAAAUCUUUUUAACCAUCUCCUUUGGAGGAAUCAAAAUCUUUGAUGAAAAGACAGGAGCACUCCAGCACCAUCAUGCUGUACACGAAAUUUCCUACAUUGCAAAGGAUAUCACAGACCACCGAGCCUUUGGAUAUGUCUGUGGGAAGGAAGGAAACCACAGAUUCGUGGCCAUCAAAACAGCCCAGGCGGCCGAACCUGUGAUCCUUGACCUGCGUGAUCUCUUUCAACUCAUUUAUGAAUUGAAACAGAGAGAAGAGCUGGAGAAGAAGGCACAGAAGGAUAAACAGUGCGAGCAGGCGGUAUACCAGACAAUUUUGGAGGAGGAUGUAGAAGAUCCCGUGUACCAGUACAUUGUGUUUGAGGCUGGACAUGAGCCAAUUCGUGAGCCUGAAACGGAAGAGAACAUUUAUCAGGUUCCUACCAGCCAAAAGAAGGAGGGAGUUUAUGAUGUGCCAAAAAGUCAGCCUGUGAGCAGCAGCUUCACCCACCGAUACAAAUCAAGGUCUCCUAAGCUCAUAUGGGUGGUGUGA